Messenger RNA from Lates calcarifer (barramundi perch), 4742 nucleotides. It is a transcript of the gene lpgat1, whose product is annotated as lysophosphatidylglycerol acyltransferase 1. NCBI's taxonomy places the organism in Eukaryota, Metazoa, Chordata, Actinopteri, Centropomidae. The record is from RefSeq and is a predicted model, not a curated record. The transcript is spliced from 8 exons. The coding region runs from base 645 to 1763 and encodes 372 amino acids. Gene Ontology annotation, cellular component: endomembrane system. Gene Ontology annotation, molecular function: acyltransferase activity.
GGCAUGUUUCCGUUCUCACCGUGUUGAUCUCUUGUGUACGUUGACGCUGUGUGAGCCGGAGUCUGGAGAAAGAUAACGGGUGCCGCCAACAGAGAAACGAAAAAUCGCUGUUCUUCGCAUCUGAUGUGCAUAUGUCGUGUACAGUCUGUGCACUGUUAUUGUCCUACUAAUUAACAGCGUCGAUCCGCUUGAAACGCUUCUCGUGCAUAUUGAUUAAUGGGAGCUCAGUAGCUAGCUAACUUGACGACGACGACGACGAUGAUGAUGAUGAUGAUGCAUCGGUGGAUUUAUCCCGGUGUCUCCGACUGAGAUGGAGCCAGCGACGCUCAAGUGGAGCUGCCUGCUAGCUAGCUAGCGAGCUAACGGUGCCCGCCGGGAGACACUGUGCCUGAGCAGCCCUGGAUAACGUUAGCUAAAUGGGUGCAGCUGCGGUUUUACCUCGCGGGGUUUGCUGUAACGUUACCGGACGUUUUCACCGCUGUCCCCGGGUUUGAUAGAGAGGGACCAUGUCAACUAGCAAAAAUUGCUAACUUGGCCGUUUAGGAUAGCUACACGUGAUACAGUUUAUCUCGCUCCAGCAUUUAGCUACAUCCCUGACCGUCCUUGGAUGCUUCAGUGACAUUAAGUGGACGGUGUGUAUCAGGAUGGCACAGCUCUUGGACGGGGCCGGCAAACUGGGCUGGGUUCUGCUCAAGGCUGUGACCCGUUUUGUGUUUAUGUUCCUCAACAACUGUGUAGCCAUCCCAUCCUACUGCUUAUAUCUACUGCUGCUCCAACCGCUGAGAAUAUGGGACAGCUCCACUUUUUGGCACAUUGAAGGAAUCAUGUUCAAAUGGUUGCUAGCCAUGGUGUCUUCAUGGGGCUGGAUCGCAGGCUAUACAGUAACGGAGUGGGGCGACGAUGUACGGCCCAUCUCUGAAGAGGAAGCCAUGGUCAUCGUCAACCACCAAUCCACGGGAGACGUGUGCACCCUCAUGAUGUGCCUGCAAGACAAGGGCACGGUGGUACGAAAAAUGAUGUGGUUGAUGGACCAUGUGUUCAAAUACACCAACUUUGGCCUAGUGUCCUUGAUCCACGGGGACUUCUUCAUCAGACAGGGUAAAGCUCACCGAGACAAGCAGCUGGUCUACCUGAAAGAUCACCUAGACAAAUACUACCACAGCCGUGACAGGAAGUGGAUAGUACUGUUCCCGGAGGGCGGCUUCCUGCGCAAGCGGCGGGAAACCAGCCAAUUGUUUGCAAAGAAGCACUCUCUCCCCCACCUGACCCAUGUCACGUUGCCUCGGCUCGGGGCCACCCAUGUUAUCCUGAAAACCCUGUCUGCCCAGCAGGAGAACGGCAGCGUGGGCAGUGAGACUGGGACCCCUAACCAGUCGGGUAACAAGCGUAAAGGCCUGCAGUGGGUAAUAGACGUGACCAUAGCGUACCCUAAAGCAAGACCCAUGGACAUCCAGACCUGGAUCUUUGGCUACAGGCCUCCUACAGUCACACAUGUACAUUACAGGAUGUACCCAAUAAAAGAGGUUCCUGUGGAGGCAGAGGCCCUGACUGACUGGCUGUAUCAGAGGUUUGUGGAGAAAGAAGAGUUGCUGGCCCACUUCUACGACACAGGAUCAUUCCCCCAGCCAGACGGACACAAGGAGGCAGUUUCCCGGCAGAUGACCCUCGACCCCGUCUGGCUGUGCGCCAUCCAGUCGUUCGCUUUCGUCUCCGGCUACAUGUGGUACAGCGUCCUCCAGUACCUCUACUGCUGUUUAUUCUGAGUGCGCUGAUGAGGCGAGAGUCUUUAUCGGACCACUGGAAAAAGCCUCAGGAUCAGUUGGUGUGUGGCCCCCAGCGUCAUACUUGCGUGCCCCCACCGCCCCCUACCCCUCCUCCUCCUCCUCCAACCCCAACCCCAACCCCCAACUCCCCUCCAUACGAUGGAUGAAUGUACAUUUUGCAAACAGUGGAGAGACUCAACAGGAAUCGAUAAACAUAUGAACACACACACACACAGAUUACAGGAACCCAUACGUGAUGAAACUGGUUACAGGCGUAGUUAACUUAACACACGACCCCCUAACACCACACACUUGCUCCAACGGCCCUAGCAGAAUAAUCUCUCGCACUCGUCACGACUCACAUUUCGAUGUUUACACGUCCUCAUACACGUAGACGCUCACACCUACAUGACUUUUUAUUCAAAGUUGAAACGAAACGAGGCUCAGGACUCCUCCAGAAGACGCUCUGGACCGGACUCUCUCUCUCUCUCUUUCUCUUUCUCUUCCCCCUCCCAGGCUUUAGCCGUAGUAGUUUUACAGAGUAUAAAGUAUGUAUGGACGCGCGUGUGAGUGAGUAUUAUAUGACUAGAAGCAUAAUGUCUGCCCUUAUUCUUCCUCCUGGCGAGAGCUGACGAAGCCCAACUGGACCUCUCUCAGCCCGCUGACGAGCCGGCUGGCCACACCUUCCAGAGCGAGCAGCUGUACGGACGUUGAGGCUGCAUAGCCGGCCGCUCCUCUGGCCUUCAUUGCACUAAGGAUCCAUACUGCCCUAACUGCCCCCCUGCCCCCAGGAAAAUGCUCCUGAACAGUAGCUGUCACUGUUUUCAUUUCCUUCGUUUUCAUCCCCACUUUAACCCCGGCAUAUCUCCACUACAGCCAUAGUUAUUUCUUGUUGUCUGUAUUUUUUGUUGUUGUUGCUGUUGUUGUCAUCGUCGACGUCAUCUGGACUUUUUUUUUUUAAUCUCCCCCCUGUGUCCGCCUGUCUGUGGAGGCAGUAUUCUGUGCUCACUGAGAAAAGGUUGGGGGGAUCAUGUUUACACUGGCAGCCUUGCUGAAAGCCUGAAAGGACACGGUGGCUAUGAUGCGGCGCUUGAUUAAGGAUCUUCUUCCGUUUCAGAUGUGAUGAGAGGAAGAGGAGACGGAUGCCGUAAUGCUAAUUCAAAAAAAAGAAAAGAAAAGAAAAAGAAGAAAAAACUAUGACGGCACGCAGGGCAAGAAUGGCAGUCUGAUCUCUUCUAAAGUAACUCCCUCUAUGUGGAUUCUCCCUUUUCACCUUGUGCUCUCUAACAUGCAUUACACACACUCACAGACAAAAUGACAAAUGCGCACACACGGCCAUGUGCAGCUACACAGCAGAGUCAGACAUCUGUCUCGAGGAUCCAUCUCAGCAAGCCAGACUGAGAAGGCACAGACUCUUGUUCCCCCAUUGGACUAUAUAGUUUUACAAAUAUUUAAGCCAUAUGCUUAGUGUCGUCGGGGUGGGAAAAAGACAUGGAGAAAAAAAUAUGAUUUUUAUAGAAAGCUACCCUAAUGUUCAGCAUUCUAAAAUAGAGAUUUUUGGCUUACAGAACUAUAGGUGUCAUUACUGUAAAUUUACAGCAUAACCUGCCUAAGUGAGUGUGUGUGGUUGUUGUCCCGCCCACCCCUCCCCCAAGCCCCACCACCCUCCCCCAUUUUUGAUAUAUAUGAUUCAUGUCGUGUUGCUCUGUGACGUCGGAGUGCGGCGGCAAAUUUCAACACAAGUGGUCAGAUUUUAUUUCAUUUUAAAUUCCAUGAAUCUUUGUCCCUCAUGUCAUGGUAUGUUUAAAUCUUGUACAUAACAAAGCUGAGGAAGAGUUUUCAUCAUCGGAAAUGGAAAAAAAAAAAAAAAACGAAAAACAUACUGCAGCGUUUUUUUCUCUUUCUCUUUUGGUCCAUGAUAAUUUCAGAGAAUUUUAGUUUAAAUUAUCAUGAAUGUUUUUUUUUUUUUAAAAAAGAAGAAAGCAAGGAUUUCCCUUCACUUCUCAGUGUUACUCUGUUUUUUUCUUUUUUUUGUUUUGUUUUUUGUUUUCUAAGCAGGAAGUUGUUGUGUGCUUCAACACAUUAAAGCUACUGUCCAUCUGUGUCCUGGCUGACACACCCCGUUUGCACAGCGACACAUGGACCCGCUUUCAAACCUUUUUUUUUUUUUUUUUUUAAUCAUCAGGAAUCAGCAGAAAAACCUCGACUAUCAAGCCUUACCCGAUGUCCUGGUAGACCACAAUCGAAUAAUGCUGUUUUUUCCCUCACACUCCCUCUUGACAAACAUUCGGCUCAUUCGUUAAGAAGAUGGUUUCAAGGAGUUGACCUCAAACUGGGUCAGCGAGGAAGGGAUCACUCUUCACUUACAAGGGAAACUCUGGCAGGGCCCUGCAAUGAUGCAGUUGUUCUCUCUCUCUCUCUCGAAUGUACUUGUGUUGUGGUUUUGAGGUCAAUUAUAUGUAAUUUGCUUAGCCUGCUUUAAUUAGGAAAUUAUAGAACAGCAGCGGUUAUCAUUGUUAUGACCUAAUGCAUAAAAGGUGCAUUUUAAUAAUUACUGCCCUCCCUGUGCGCCACUGUUGGUACAAACUGUGUGAGAAAUUUUUGGAUAAAAAAAAGGGCUACCUGAGUGGGUAGGUGAAAACAUUUUGAAUCAGGCUGUAAAUGUGUUUCAUCCUGCGGCCCUUUCAGAUUCCCCUCCAUCGUGAGAGUGACUUGAAAUGAAGCUUCAUCUUUUUCUCUUUUUUUUUUCACCUUCUCAUUUUUAUUUUCUUUUUUUUUAUGACCAUGUUUCCAAAGAAGGCAGGGAAAUAAUGUUUUCCUAGAUGUGGUUUUAGGGAAUAAACACAAUAGGGAUUUAAACAAAUUAUACUAGAACUGUCUGUAAUUUUCCAUUUUGUACUUCUCCUUUAAUUCCUAGCUACACAGCCAUUUUACAACACAAAAAACUUGUGCUGGAAUAAAACAUCAUAAAGAUCCUAA